Prunus avium (sweet cherry) is the source of this 2144-nucleotide messenger RNA. NCBI's taxonomy places the organism in Eukaryota, Viridiplantae, Streptophyta, Magnoliopsida, Rosales, Rosaceae. The record is from RefSeq and is a predicted model, not a curated record.
UUUUAUGUUUUUGGAGGUGAGAUUUUAGCUAUUGAGCCUCGAACAGAUCAUCAAUUCAACACCAAUCCCAUUGUCCAUUGUCCAAAUCGAACAAGACCCUUUUCUCUUCGAAUACCUCCAAAUCCCACCCUCCCUCCACACAACAAACACACUCUCCCCUUUCCUCCCUCUGUUUUUUUUUUUCUCUGUUUUUUCUCGCCCACCAAACAGGACCCAAUAGCUAUCGUCAAGGCAUAGAAUCAGAAACCCCGUAUUGGGUUUUGUUUGGAUGCUCGAUUUCUUGGUGAUUCAAUUCUAGUUGUUUAAUUUCUCGUCCAGAAUAUUGAAGGUGACAUGCACCAUGUGAUGAUGUUGUUGUUGGUACGUGAAUUAUAAAAAUAAAAGAAUACAACUCUGUCUCUGUAUGUUGUUUUGAGUCUCUCUCUCUUCUCUCUCUCUCUGCUCUGUGUCAGUGUCCAAUGCCAAUGAUGAGUAGCCAGGUGGUGAAGAGAGAGAGAGCAAAACUCGAAGCUUGCAUGACAUGUCCACUCUGCAAUAAAAUCUUCAGCGAGGCCACAACCAUAUCCGAAUGCCUUCAUACCUUUUGCAGGAAGUGCAUAUAUAAGAAGAUAAUAGAUGAAGAGGUGGAUUACUGUCCAAAAUGCAAGGGUGAUUUAGGGGUUUCUCCACUGGAAAAACUCAGGGCCGACAACAAUUGGGAAGAUAUAAGGGCCAAGCUCUUCCCUUCUGACAGAAAAAAGGUCAAGGCAGCUGCAGACCACAAUGUGCAAGAUAUAAUGGAAAAGACCUUCCCUUCUGAAACAAAAGAGUUUACGGCACCUGCAGACGGCAAUGUGCAAGAAAUAACGCCAAAGCUCUUUCCUUCUGAAAGAGAACAGGUUAAGGCACCCUCUGUGUCUGCAGUAACAUUGCCAGCUAAAAGAAAGGAGAGGUAUCUGUCUUCUUUGGUGAUAAGUACACCUCGAGUAUCGUCCAGCUCUGAAAUGAGUGGAAGAAGAAGGUAUCCUACAAGAAGGAGUUUUACUCUACGAGAGUCUCUUUCCAUUCAGGAGCCUGAGAAGAAAGAGGAAGAUUUCCUGGAGAGACUUAACUCAUCUGGGACUCUAAAGAAAGAUGCAGUAUACACCAGACAGAAUUCUACUGAGGGAUCAUCCAAGCAACACAUCGUUAACAAGGGUGUAGAGGACAAUGCUCAACCAGGGGAUGGGAAAGCUAAUUUGUGGAAACCAUUAAACCGCUUGGUGGAAGCUGCAAGCAAUACAAGUGCUGACAAGCUUCCUGUGCAACUUCCUGCUGCCGAAUCAGUGUUGCCUGAUAACCUCAACAAAGAAACACGUGAGAUUAAAGCCAUUCCGGAACAUGAUAACAUAUCCAAAGUCCAUGGCAAUGAAAAUGAAUCUAAUCCUGCACCAUCAGGUUCAGUGACAUUUAGGAAAGCAGCACGUGGCCAAAAAAGAAAACCAGCUGCAUCCCAGGGCCUUAAUAUUUCAGCACAGUAUGUCAUUGAUGCAAAUAAUAAACGUGAAAGAAGAUUUAGGCCAAUUUGGUUCUCGUUAAUUGCUUCCAAUCACCAGGACGGCUAUGCGCCCUUGCCACAGAUACCCUCAUGCUACUUGAGAGUCAAGGAUGGCAAUUUACCUGUUUCUUUCAUAAAAAAGUAUCUGGUAAAAAAGCUGGAGCUUACUAGCGAGGAUGAGGUGGAGAUCUCAUUGCUAGGUAAGCCGGUAAUUCCUACAUUGCAGCUGCAGAACUUGGUGGACUUGUGGUUACGGACAACACCAGCAUCACAAAUAAUACAGACCUCCCCAGGAAGCUCAGCAAAGGAAUAUGUGAUGGCCCUCACAUACGGUCGAAAAAUGCAGCUCCGGUAGACCUGUUUUGGCUGUCCUUAUAGCCGCAAUUCCCGUUAAAAGGGACUGCAGUCUCGGCUGCCUUCACUGUUUGUUGUCAGCACGCAUCUGCACUGAACAUUUCAUUUGUUUUUCCUCUUCAUCCCUGCAUGCAUUAUAUGCAUAUACUGCUUUGCGUGCAGUGUGAUGUACCCCGUACUUCAUAGUUCAUACUCUAGCAGGUUUUCUCGUUUGUAGAAUUUUCUCACAGCAAAACCACAGAUUUUGAAAAGAGAUGCUAGUUUAACUUAUAAA